This is a messenger RNA of Aureococcus anophagefferens, 1071 nucleotides long. RefSeq lists its product as hypothetical. The coding region runs from base 1 to 1071 and encodes 356 amino acids. NCBI's taxonomy places the organism in Eukaryota, Pelagophyceae, Pelagomonadales, Pelagomonadaceae. The transcript has a single exon. The record is from RefSeq and is a predicted model, not a curated record.
AUGCGCCACGUCCUCGCGUCCCUGCUCGCUCUCACCCAUGCGCGCCUCGCGGAGCGGCGCGGCUUCUUCGAGCUGCACAUGGACCUCCAGCUCGACGAAGGCCAGGUCCUCUUCGUGACGCGGGACUACCGCAUCGACGAGGACGUGGCCCUCCUCUGCGCCGCCGUCGCGCCGACCUCGGCGAGCUGCCCGAGCAUCGCAAAAACCGCGGCGUCGCACGUGCUGGACCGCUGCCUCUACCUCAUCCACCUGGGCACGGACGACGGCAAGGCCGCGUGCAAAUGGGUCGUCGCGGACGCGACGGAGACGGAGGCGUCGCCGCCCGAGGACGACCUCGUCGCGCUCGUCGACGCCUACGAUGCGGGCCCGGGCCUCGAGAAGUACCGCCACUACUUCGAGGUCUACGAGCGGCAUCUCGCGCCCUUCCGGCGUCGAAGCUUCCGCAUGCUCGAGAUCGGCGUCGCCGACGGCGGCUCGAGCGUGCUCUGGCGGUCGUGGCUCGGGCCGGGCCUCGAGCUCCACUGCGCCGACAUCAACCCGCGCUGCGUCGCGGGCGACCCGGCCGCGACGACGCACCACGGCGACCAGGCGGACCCGGCGUUCCUCGCGCGGAUCCUGGCCGCGGCGUCGGGCGCGCUCGACGUCGUCGUCGACGACGGCGGCCACGGCAUGCGCCAGCAGAUCGGCACGUUCGAGUUCCUCUACCCGAGGCUCGCGGCCGGCGGCGUCUACGUCGUCGAGGACUGCCACACGUCCUACUGGCCGUCCUUCGGCGGCGACGGGCCCCGGUCGUUCGUGGAGUUCGUGAAGCGGAAGAUGGACGCGCUCCACUACUUCCACCUCCCCGUCGCGUCGGACGCGCGCGCGCGCCUGUCGGCGGAGGACGUCGCCUUCGCGCGGGAGACCAAGGCCAUCAGCGUCUUCGAGUCCGUCGUCGUCUUCGAGAAGCGGGAGACGGCGAUCUCGCCGACGGAUUUAGCCCCGGUCAUCCGGGGCUCCGUGUUCACGCCGGGCGUCGGCCAGCGCGCGGACUCGACGGCCGGGAUCGGCUACGCGCUCUACGACGCCUAA